AUUGAAUGUGCACCCUCUAUUUUGCCACAGAAAAAGUAUUGCGAUAUUACGGGUUUAGAAGCAAAAUACACAGAUCCCAAGACCGGAUUAAGAUACCACAACGCUGAAAUCUACCAAUUUAUUCGCACACUAAGUGUACCCAAUGUACAAGCCUAUCUAGCGAGUCGAAAUGCUGCCGUUGUUCUUAAAUAA
Messenger RNA from Mycotypha africana, 192 nucleotides. RefSeq names its product YL1 nuclear protein C-terminal domain-containing protein. The annotation marks the transcript as partial. Lineage: Eukaryota; Fungi; Mucoromycota; Mucoromycetes; Mucorales; Mycotyphaceae. Gene Ontology annotation, cellular component: Ino80 complex. Gene Ontology annotation, biological process: chromatin remodeling. The record is from RefSeq and is a predicted model, not a curated record. The transcript has a single exon.